Messenger RNA from Vespula vulgaris, 4073 nucleotides. It is a transcript of the gene Rabex-5, whose product is annotated as rab5 GDP/GTP exchange factor. Bases 260 to 2089 code for a protein of 609 amino acids. NCBI's taxonomy places the organism in Eukaryota, Metazoa, Arthropoda, Insecta, Hymenoptera, Vespidae. Gene Ontology annotation, molecular function: small GTPase binding; DNA binding; guanyl-nucleotide exchange factor activity. The transcript has 9 exons. Gene Ontology annotation, cellular component: cytosol; endocytic vesicle. The record is from RefSeq and is a predicted model, not a curated record. Gene Ontology annotation, biological process: vesicle-mediated transport.
AAAGAAAAAAAAGUAAGCGGAUGACGUUUGUAUCUUCUGCUAUCUGAUAUUUCUGUCUAAUAACCGGUGCAAAAUGAUGUUACUUUCAAUUAUGUGUAAUUUGGGUUUUAAUUUUUAAUUACAUACAAUUUGCAGGGGAAGAAAUCAUCGUAAUAAUAUUGAAGUAUUACGGAUCAUAUUCCUAUAUAAAUUCGAAUAAAAUAUAUAUUCUACAAAUUAUGGAUUUCUCUGAUUUUAUUAAAAAAUAAGAAAUAAAGAUAUGUAUUCUAUAAAAACACCUUCGCUUCGCAUCGACGAGGCAGAUUUGAAAUGUAAAAAUGGUUGUGGUUAUUAUGGUAACGCAGAAUGGGAAGGCUAUUGCAGCAAAUGUCAUCGAGAACAUUUACAAAAGCAACGAGCACAAAGAGAAGAUACAUCUAAUAAAACUUUACCUACUGGAUAUCAUAAACACGAAGAAAAAAAAUCGCAACAAGAAAAGAAGUAUAAAUUAUUAAAUAUUUCUUUCCGAAAGCCUACAUCAAAGUUACAAGGAUGCCAAGAAUUACUUUAUGAAUUAACAAAGGACAAUUCAGAUCUUGAAAAAGUGAGAACUGAAAAUAGAGAUCUUAUAGCUUCGAUUGUGAAAACACCAGUUGAAAAAGAUGUACGAAAAUGUAUACAUUCAUUUGUAGUAGAUAUUCUUCAGAACAAAGAUAUCAAAAGAAUAGAAGAAUUAUCAGAAAUAACACAGAAUUUUUAUCAAGUGUUUGCUAAACGUUUAGAAAAUAGUGUUAAAUAUACAGAUAUAUCUGCAGAUAUUAAAGAAAGAUUAUUAGAUUAUGUUGAAAAAUAUUCUAUGACAUUAUUGUACAGAAUUCUAUUUUGUCCACCAUUCACAACAGAUGAAGAAAAAGAUUUAGCAAUUCAAAAAAGAAUAAGACAAUUAAACUGGGUCAGUGGCAAGAAUUUAGAAUGUAGAAUUCAUGAAACAAGUUCUGAAGUUAGAGAACUUGUGUAUACAUCUAUAACAGAUUUACUAAAUAUGGAUUCUGCUAAAGCUCCACAAGAAAAAUUAGCAUGUGUUAUUUAUUGCUGUAGAAAUAUAUUUUUGUUAUUACAACAAUCUGUAGGUGGUCCAGCUUCUGCAGAUGAAUUUUUACCUGCUCUUAUUUUUAUUGUUUUAAAAGCCAAUCCUGCACGGCUUAAAAGUAAUAUUAACUUCAUAACAAGAUUUUGUAAUGCUAGCAGACUAAUGACAGGAGAAGGGGGAUACUACUUUACAAAUUUGUGUUGUGCUGUAUCUUUCAUUGAAAACUUAACUGCUGAAUCUUUGAAUAUGGCUGAGAAAGAUUUUAAUGCAUAUAUGUCGGGAGAAAGAGUACCACCAAAUACGUGGGAAUCAGCACUAAUGAUGUGUGAAAGCUUGCAUUUGAUGUGUGAAGAUAUAACGUUACUUGAUAAUUUAAAGGCAAAAAAUUUAGAAAUAAUAAAUGAAGCAAAAGAAUUACAAUCUAGAAUGACACAAUUUAAACAAGAUAUAGAAGUUAAAGUAGCUGCUGCAAUUGAGAAAUCACCAUUAUUAAUAACGCAUAGUCAAAAAUUGCCUACAAAUUUAGAUUCAGAUAAUAUUGAAAACUACCAGUUACCUCCGCCUAUUAUACCUCAGGUAUAUUCACACCCUGUUAGCGACCAAUCCAAUAACACUUUACUGGCAAAUAAUUCAGUUGAUUUAAGAACUUCACUGAUGGAUGAUUGUAUUACACCGUCUCCAACAUUUGAUUUUCCUUCCUUCACUGGUGAUGGUAGUUUAGAUGUUAGUAAAGCAGAUGAUGAAACAAGUCUAAUCAGUUUAGAUACACAAUGUGAUUUAUUGAUGACUGAUUCUCAAUUACAUGAAAAAGAUACACCUGAUAUAUUACUGGGAAAUUCAAGUACUUCUAAUGCAAAUCUCGUAUCAUCUAUUGAAUCAAUAGGUCAAGAAGAUUAUCAUGGUUUUACUAUACAAGGAUCCCAUAUACCAACAAUUCCUUGCAGUACAGGUGAUUUGUCCAUUAAUUCUGCAGAAUUGUCAUCGGAUAGUCAUUAUUCUACAUAUUUCCACAAGAUGUAAUGCUAUUUAUAGAUUUAGAAAAUUAUUCUUGGAAUAAUCACACAUGAUAAAUUUAAAGAGAAAAAUUAUUAAUAGAAAAGAGAUUAGAGCAUUCCUUCUUAUGAAUAUAUAUAUAUAUAUAUAUAUAUAUAUAUAUCAAGUAUUAAUUUAGAAUUAAUGCUUAUUAUUAUCUAUUAUUAUCUAGAGUACUUUUGACUUUAUUCAUUAACAAAUUAAAUCAAUAUUUCAAUAUAUUCAGUGAAAGCUAAACAAUUAUUAUCGUUAUUGUAUAUAAAUAAAGUGAUCUAAUGUAAGAUUUCAGUUUUGAUCAUAUAUUAACUAGAUAGCAAAUAUUUGGAAUGUAUACAUUUAAAUUUUUUAGUAAUAUACUUUUUUAUUUAAUUUGUGAUAUAAUAAAUAAUGGUGAAGUAAUAUUUAUUAUAUAACAAGACACGUUUUGCUGGAGUAAAAAUUUCUAUAGAUUGUUUUGAAAAUAAUUUGGAAAUGUAAUAAUUCGCGUGAAUAUACUUUAUUAAAUUUCAAUAUAGUAUUAUAAUUUCUUUUCUAAAUACGAUAUGAACAGUGGAAUGUUGUGCGUGUGUAUAUAUACAUUUUCUAUUCUUAUUAUUAAAACACAAAAUAUGAUAAUAUGUAUAUAUUUCAUAUGGAAAUCGACAUCGCGAAAGAAUACAUUUCGGAUACCCAAGUUUUAAUUCAAAUGAUUAAAAGAUUAUUUAUUACGAAGUGUAAAAAAUAGAUUGCACCGCCUAAAAAAUGAAGAACUGCUUAUAUUAUUACAAAUUAUUCAUGAGACUCAAUCCCAAUGGAAGAAUUCUCAUCGAAUUGUUUCUUAGAUCCGGAUUAUGAUUCUUGAUAAAUAUUAAAUAAAUACCAAUCUACAACAAUGCCAUUUCAAAUCAUUUAGAAAAAGUGAACAGCUUUGAGAGUUGUAUAAAUUUCGAUAUUUUAGGAAUUAGCGUAUAGAAAGGAACUAUGCAGAUACAACACAACCAAGAAACUUAUAAAUAUAUAUUUACAUAUAUACACUUAAACACGUUCUUCGUAAUAAGGCUGGAGAUGUACUCAUCGUCAGUAUUCGUUUAGCUCUCUAAUCGUUUUAACGCUUUAAAAUGGAUAAAAGAUACUAUCGUAGUAAGAAAGGAAGACCUAAUCGUCUGCGAAAAAGAAAGUUUACUGGAAUUAUUCACAUGUUUAAGACAUCAAUGUAUUUUAUAAAUAUAUUCGUGGAAAAGUUCUCCAAUAAAAAAUGAUUUUCUAUCGCCGUGGAUCCGAUGAUAAAAAUACUGUAAGAUAUUACUUUUUUGAAAUAUGUAUUUGUGGUUACCAUUAGUUAUUUUAGUAAAGUGUUUAGUAAAGUGACGGUGAAAUUUCUUUUAAAAAAUUUGCUGAAGGAGUCUGAUUUUUGUCCUUGUUAACGAUCGUCUCUGAACUUUUGCCGUUUUAUCGAUAUUUUUUUCACCAUAAUUCUUUCAAAUCGAAAAAUUGUUUUCAUAAUGAGAUCACUACGUGUUGAAAUAUCCGGUAAAAUUUAUUUUCCUUAUUCAUAGAUACCCACAGUGGUAUGAAUAAUAGUACGUAUUUCGAUGCUCUAUAUACUAUUUCAACUGCUUUGAAGAGUAUAUACGAAAUGUUGAUAAAGAAAGUAGAAGAAGAAGAAAAAUGAAAAAAUUCUGAAGCAGAAAAAUCUUUAUACGAAUUAAUUAUAUCCAAAAAUAGAGCAUGGACUAAAAGAUUUUUAUUUUUUGAAAUUGAAAACAGGAAAAUAGACAAACAGAAUGUUAAAUCGAGUUGCUGCAGAGUCUUAGAUUUGAAAGGAAAAAAAUCAAACACUUAGGAAUAUGAAAUGUAGUAUGAAAGCUAUGAAAAAAAUUGUAAAUGUAAUUCUGCAGGUUUUAUGGGUAAGAUGGAAGUCGAUAGAGUAUUGAAAUAUUUCAGUAUAUGUGAUAUAAAAUAAAUAACUUUUAACACGUUAUUUUUUGAAAUA